This is a messenger RNA of Lineus longissimus, 13718 nucleotides long. Its product is annotated as intermembrane lipid transfer protein VPS13B-like. NCBI's taxonomy places the organism in Eukaryota, Metazoa, Nemertea, Pilidiophora, Heteronemertea, Lineidae. The coding region runs from base 502 to 12792 and encodes 4096 amino acids. The record is from RefSeq and is a predicted model, not a curated record. The transcript is spliced from 39 exons.
UUUUCGAUUUAUGGAUCAAAUAUUUAUCAAAAUGCAAACCAGUUGAUUGUCAAACUCGAUCCUCCUGCUGACCAACAUGUGCGUCUAUUAUUCCUGUACCAAUCGAAGUCCUUUUUGUCAGCUGUAAAUGGACAGAAUCCUUUUUAUAGGGUUUUAUUCUGAUCUGAUGCCGUCAACAGACUUGUUGCCAGUUAGCCACUGAUUGUUCCUUACAGUCUGAUCUGAUGCCGUCAACAGACUUGUUGCCAGUUAGCCACUGAUUGUUCCUUACAGUCUGAUCUGAUGCCGUCAACAGACUUGUUGCCAGUUAGCCACUGAUUGUUCCUUACAGUCUGAUCUGAUGCCGUCAACAGACUUGCUGCUAGUUAGCCACUGAUUGUUCCUUACAGUCUGAUCUGAUGCCGUCAACAGACUUGCUGCCAGUUAGCCACUGAUUGUUCCUUACAGUCUGAUCUGAUGCCGUCAACAGACUUGCUGCCAGUUAGCCACUGAUUGUUCAACAUGUUCAAACUUGAGUCGUACGUGACGCCACUCUUAAUGGGCUACGUGGAUAAAUAUGUUAAACUCAAGCCAGAAGAUCUGCAAGUCUCUCUGUGGGGCGGUGACAUCGUCCUUAACAAGUUGGAUCUCCGUUUGGAUGCCAUUGAAGAAGCCAUCAAGUUGCCGAUCAUGUUCAAAAGUGGGCAUAUCCAUGAGUUACGCAUUCAUGUCCCGUGGACGAGGUUGGCAUCUGAACCAGUAGUCAUAACGAUCAAUACCAUUGAGUGUGUUUUGAAACUUCGCGACACGGCACACAAGGAUCACAUGAAGGUGAACACAGUUGCAAAAACCCAAAAACCAAAGCUGAAGAAACCGAAUGCGGAGGAACUGCCUCCAGGGUAUCUGCAGAGCAUGAUCAACAGAAUUGUAAAUAAUCUAAAAGUCGUUGUAAAUAACUUGAUUUUGAAAUUUGUAGAAGACGAUAUUGUACUCUCGUUAAACAUCAAAUCUGCGGAAUGUUACAGCGCCAGUAAAACCUGGAACGAAUCAUUUAUUGAGCUCGCACCACCAGAAUUAGUCCUACGGAAAGUUGUUGAUUUCCAUGACUUGACGGUGUGUUUGGAUAAGAGAGACGGCAGUGGGAAGAUUGAGAACUACCAAGAACCAUCGCUGUACCGCUGUUCAAUGACGUGUCGUAUGCAUAUGGGCUACGACAGCCUCCAUGCAAAGUUACCGAGUGUGACCAAGAUGAACUUGUUCUGUGAAAAGCUUGAUGUGUCAUUGACUGACACACAGCUGCCAAUGUUUUGGAGACUAGUGGAGCUGUUUCUUGCGAUUUAUUACGGGACAUUAGAGCUGCCCGAUCCAGACCCGGAGGAUGCUGACACGAAUGAGGAGAAUGGAGACAGUGCUAUUGAGUCUCAAACAGAAGCACCAGCUCCAAGUGUGCCUCAUACAUCCCAUGAAGGUGACCAGGCAAGCUGGGCUGGCUGGGCGUGGUCGUUUGUCCCACAUGUCCUACCAACUGAAGAGGGUAGCGACGAGGAAGAAUCGACCCCUAGGAAGAAGACGCCACCUAUACUUGCUGUUGGAAUCUAUUGUUCUCAUGCGUCCUUGGUCAUCAAGCAAACUGAGCAUGUGCAGGAGAGCCGUUUCUUCGGACCUCAGAAGAUUGUCUUCAAGCCGUUCAUGUGUUUUGAGGUGCAUGGUAUAGGUGUAGACGUGUUGUUGGAGGGCCUGGAGUUCCUCAAUGGACAGUUUGGCAUCAUUUCCGGCCGCGUCUAUAGUGUGGGUGACUGUGUGUGUGGAGCGAGGGAGGACAACUGUCCACCAAAGAGCGCUGUUUUCUUCCAAAGUGGUCCCCAGGAUGUGGCGUUGAAGGACAUUAACUUCAUGUCAGAUUCACUCUUUGAUGACGAGAGUGCGGAAAAUCUUGGGGAAAAAGCCGAGUUUAUUUUUGACGCUGAGGUCCAUAGACAAGUCUACACCGAAGCAUGGGCAUCGAAGAAGUACGGAGCUUUCUAUGUGGAUUAUAUGUACAUAAUGGAGGAGAAAGGGGAACAGCAUAUGAGUGGCAGCACUUCAAGUUUGUUUGAAGGUGACGAGAGCGUGCAAGAGAACUCGUCAAUGUCGUUCCUGAUUGGUGGCAGCCAUCUUGCAUUGUCAAGCGCCAUGUUACAUCGUGUUGAGAAGUUCGUCUACGCAUCCUUGGACCAUGAGUAUGAACCUUAUACGAAAGUACACGAAGAAAUAGUGGAUGAUAACCGGCGUCCACCAACAGAGGAGCAAGUGGACGCGAUGGAGCGUUAUGUCAACACGCGGACCAUGCACCUGACCUUGGUCAACCCAACAGUCUCUCUCCUCGCCGCAGACCAUCCCUACUGUGAUAUCAAACAUCGGAAAAACAUCGUCAUGAAGAAAUCAAGGCGGGGUUCGAAAGUGAGCGGGGAAAAGAUGCGUUACAUGCAGCCAUUACCUGCAGUACUUCUACAAGCCACCCGGUUUGAAAUGCAGCUGGUCAGACCAAUGUACCCUCGGCGUCUCGUCAAGUUCAUCAGCAAGUUAAAGGAGCCCUCGAGUAACUUGUUACAUCACUGCCAUACUCAUCUGUAUAUCAAGAUAUUUGGUGUACAGGCUGGUCUCUAUCGGAUGGAGCAGUCCCAACCAAGUGUCGUCAGCCUUGUACCACAGACCAGUGGUGCUUACUACAAGAAAACACUGGUGCUGCCGAUGUAUUGGAGCGACCCGGACCAACCCCACAGGGAAUGCCUCUACGAACUGCCAAACUUCAAGGUUCAAUCGACCAACGCCCAGCUCCUUCUUCUCUUCUACAUUGUGAGAAGCUGGAACCAAAAUAUUCCAAACCCUGAAAGGAUCGUGGACCUCUCCCUCCUCGAGGAUGUCUUCAGGCCCUCAAUGGCACCUGGAAACCUUCCGCUACUUGUUGCGUCCAUGUCUGGUUUAGACUUGAGGCAGUCAUACAAAAAGUAUGGCGGCCAGAUUGAUGGCACCCUGUCAUCCUUUAGUGUGGCUAUCCAUAAACAGGUUGAGAAAAAAGAGAUGGUGGUUUCGCUCCUUCAAGGACCAGCGGAAACAAAAGGCAGUCAGUCCCCAGAAUUCUUCACAGCAAUGGCAGCAGACGCCUCAUCCAAACAUAAACAAACCUGUGUUGAUGUGAUCACCGUGUCAACACAUCUGCCCAAGGAACUGCAGAAUGAGGAAGUGCCUUCUAUAAUAGUGCUCGAUGUUCAAGGGAUUGUAGCCAACCUCGACCCAUUCUUGUACGAGUGGUUGAUCUACCACCCCCAGCACCUCGCCACCCCUCGACCCCUCGUCACUGAGCCUGUGGCUCUCCCUGAAGAUGCCGCCCUUGAGAAAAAUGGAUCAAAAGACUCGCAACCGACUGGCAGCAAUGCCACCAUCCCAACAGACAGCCAGAGUCGCACCCAGUCGCGUUCCAUCCAGCCCAAGUCAAGGUCCUCAAACAAGAAGACGCCACCUAUUGAGGAGGUUGUUGUUAGUCUCGGUGAACAACUCGCUGCUAUGAUGGCACUGAUACGCAAACUGAACCUGCAGGUUGAGUUCCACCAUUGCUGUUGCCUCUUCCCUGUCACAUCUCUCCCCCUCGCCGGCCCGACUAUGACCAACAUCACCACGCUGCGCUCACUCCUCACCAACCACAGCCAUAUUGAAAUGCUAGUCGUCUGUUUGCCUCGCAUCAUGCUUCACAGCGCUGGCCAUAAAUUCAUCAACCCAGGACAAGAACUGCCACUGUCCAACCCAGAAAUGCUGUCAACAGGUGAUAAGCUUCCAUGGACCCUCAAAAUGGACGAGAUGAGCCUCUACUCAUUCCACCCUGACAGCCAAGCGCUGACGUUGUUGAAGCCGCUAUCUCUGACGUGUACACUCGGAAUAACCAGGAAGUAUUCAGGGAAAGACCACAAGGAGUUGAAGUCACUUGGGUUCUGUGUCCACGUCGAUAUGGAGAGCAUGUUACUGGCAUUCAGUAAUCAGCAGGUCAACCUCAUCUAUAAACUCCUUCAAAAGGCAGCAAAAACUUCCAAAAUGGUGAUGAACAAUGUGCAGCAGUUUAGCAGGAAAAUAUUCCCAAAAGUGCUAAAGAAAUCAAUAGGCAAAAAGGAGGCUGUACCAGAGGAGAAGAGUCCAUCGAAACCAACCGAGCCUCCCACUGAGUCUAGUCAACUGCUGGAGUCGAGUGACCCUCAGGACACUGCCACUGAAGACCAGUCUGUAAAAAGCAUCCGUCCUAUCGGCGAGAUCCUGACAGACGUCCCAACCAGUUCUGCUGUCCAGCUCUCUCUCUGGAUUCAAUGGACGCUACCCAAGUUCCUGCUCCGGCUGUUCAGGACUUGCCCGAGUGGAAAUGAGUUCUGCAUUUCUACAGAUUUGGAGGACCUGACGACCUCUAUUGACGUUCAGGAGAUCUACUGCAAGGUCAAGUCCAAGGUCGGAGCGUUGAACAUCAGUCACUAUGAGAAAAAAAGUGAUUCAUGGGUCCCUGGCCGACACGCUGGAGUCAUCGUAUCAACAUCGGGAAAACUCUCCAAAAACAUUACCAUCUUGAACAACAAAUCGUGGACGUCACUGAAUCAACCAAUCAUCAACCUUUACAAUAUCCAAGACUUUAAACCUCGCGACAGCAGCCAUGGCUUCCUCAACCUGACCUUCACAAGGGCACUGAGGAAAAAUGUCCAGAAGAAGAUGAACACUUUAAAGAUGACUAACAGUGAUGAUGACAUCUUGUCUGAUUUAGGUGAUGAAUCGGAGAUUCUUGUCAACACGUAUGUGGAUGAGAUCUGUCUGAACACGCAGCCAUUUGAUGCUGUCGCACAUGUUCCGAUCGCAUUACAUCUUGUGGAGAUCUUUGCAGUGCAUGAUGGGAUUGAGAAGGUGUUAACGGAUAAACCGGUAGCGCCACCUAUGAAGGUUGUGGAGAAACUGCCCUGGUUUCAGUCCGAUACGCUGCCCCUGUUCUAUCUCAACAUGGCCAAUAUUCGAAUCUUUGUACCGUUGGAUGAAAAAUGUGACCCAGGCCUGGCAACUGGCAUACCCAAAGGUGAAGGAAGUAAGGAAUCAGGACUGGCGUCCGAAAUGUCCAAGGAUGAAAUCCAAGAAGUGAUGGAGAGAAAAUCUCCCGAUAGUACGCUUCAUCAUGACAUGUACGUGUUCCAGGUUCUCUCUGUUUGCUUGACUCCACAACCGGAAAACCCACUACCUCGUUCCCCUGUAAACGACGACCUGUACAGAAAACUGCUUCAAGCUGGAUUGUCGCAGAAUCCUGGCUCAGAGGUUGAAGACCGACAAUACCAGUUAGAUCUCUGCGGUCUAGGGCUGUGUACUGGCACCUGGGCCGAGGUUGAUACCGGUUCCGCCCAGUGUCAAAACCUGGAAGAUGAGGAGGUGAUCGGUGUCCAGAAUCCGGCGUUGGAGUGGAACAAUCUGAUCACCAAGACGUCAGAGGAAGAUGUCCAUCUUGUUCCCAUAGCAACCAGUGUUGACCUGAGGAUAGUCGCAGCUCCAGCCCUUGUCUACAAGACCAAGAACCAGGACACCUUGCCAGCACUCGUCAGUGGAUACUCCCUGGAGGUGAACGCCAUCAGUGACAUAGACUUCACCCUCUCGACAAGUCAGGUGAAGCUACUCAUUCAAAUCGCCCAAUCAAACAUCGGCUUGUUCAGCAACAAGGCAACGUCAACUAACCAACCGGAAAGCUUGUUUCAAAGGGACCAAUCAGAAAGCUCGUAUAUUGAGGUUUCAGAACGUUCUCCGCGUUCAUCUGAGGUUAAUCCAAACGACAGCGGUGUGGGGAGUGAAGCAUCCACUUUGAAGACUCACGCAGCAAAACCAAGUUUGGCAAGAAAUGUAUCUGCUACGGCGAUUGAGAAGAAAUUAGUAGUACGGCAGACGUCUUUAUUUGACCAGGAAUUGAAUGGAAAGAAAUUGGAGGCGAGUCCGUCUGUAAGUGAUCAGGAUGUGACACUUCUUCCCCACAUUAUGGACAUAACGAAGGAAACACUGACGAUUCAUCCAAGGCGGCAGCCCAGACAUCCACGCAGCAUUCAAAAGGUGCCCUCUCGUGAGCAAAACUCAAAUGAGCUGUCUUUUACACCGUUUGAUGUCCUUCUGACUGCGGGAAAGAUUACCCUGAUAGCGUAUCGCCACUCAGUGGUGAACAAAGCUGAUUUAGAUAAGACCAACCAGAGUGUUCAUGUGGAACCAGAACAGCGCAAAUCGAAAGGUGACCUCGAAUGGCGGGAGGAGAAACCACUUGGAGAUUUGACGAUGUCAGAUGAGUUCAGCGGUGCUAGCUUCGUCGGGUCGGAUAUAUCAGGCAUGACGUUACUCCCGUCUGUCCCAACCUUGAUGGAGGCCCACCUCCCAAACAUGCGGUAUGCGGGGAACCAGUCUGAGAGCGAACACAGCUGCGACGACAGUGAUUAUGUUUACCAGACAAUCCCGUUCUUAUUCGCAAACUUCUCGCAGCCUCACAGUCUGGUGAAUAUUAAGCCAAACGCCCAAAAGGUGGAGCUGUCUUGUUAUGAUUUCACAUUGAAAGGUCCAAAGGCGAACCACGUGAUGACAGAUGACUUGAAGGUUCUCCCUGACUUCACAGACUUUCCUCUUCCUUGGUUAGAAACACGUGCUGGUGAUGCCAACCCGAAAACAGGCAUCCCGCCAAGUCUCUACACUCUCAGGAUCACCGACUUCCUACAGACGCCUGCUGAUAUCUCAUUGAGUUUAGAGCGCCCACUCAAGUUCAGUGUCAGUAUCAGUAAACUGGAGCAGGCAAAUGAGUUUAUGGGACAACUUUGGCCAUUUGGGUUGGGAGAGGACACAUCACGAGAGACACUGAAGGACACUAAACCUCCUUCUGGUACAAGUCGGAGAAAACUCAUGAAAAUCACACGAAAACAUCUUGGCCAGAUCAACAAUCUCCAGGUGAAGACAGUCCAAGUGGUGGUUGUCAUGGAAACAGUGUCACAUGAUGCUAAUGCCCAGGUUACUGUAGCAACCAGUGGUAUCCAUGGUGAUGUUGAUAUCACCAAUGACUUGGGUCAAGCCUCGACCAUCAUCGGGCGUCUUCUCAUUAACGACCUCCAGUGUCUGACCUCGUACCACAAGAAGACACGCCCGUUCAUCGGGCCGCUCACAGUCAGCUCGACAGCCAGUGCCACCUGGUGUGAACACAGUGGACCAAGCUGGGUCCCCAGGAUCAUCGGCUGCGUGGAUGUUGGCGCGUUUGACAUUGUGUUCGGCCAGGAGCACUUCAUGACCUUUGACCUCCUGAGACAACACAUCGAGGCAUACCUACAGAAGUCAAAGUCAUCAUGUCAACAUUCACAAAAACCAGCACGUUCUCGUCCCAAGAAGCCACCUGUGAGUUCUCCGAGCUUCAAGGUUUCUAAACACAGUGUUGACGACCUGAGGCGGGGUGCGUUUCAAUACAUCAUGGAAGAGGUUGAGUCGACGAUUCAGCCGAACCCCAAUGAAGUGAUCUUCUGUAGUGACGAUGAUGGUCAGUGUACAAUGACGUGGUGCUAUCCCGAGGCGCGCAUGCUGACCAUGUUCCAUGUCACACCUGUACCAUUCAACAUUGAUGUUGAUGACGAUGCCAGCUUCAUUGGUGAUGAGUCACUGAAGGUUGGUUGCAUGUUACAAUACUGGGAUGCUGCACAGCGUGACUUCAUUGACUGGAUCGAGUUCUAUCUCUCUGAACAAGAACCCAGCGAGGUCUCCCUACCCGACAUAGACGCGCCAUCCAAGGUCCGAGUUGCCCAGAUAUGGCGGGUUUCUAUGGACGCGCAUCAGGAGAAAUCCGACGACUUGUCAUGUGAUCUUGAAGAUGAGGAACGGACACCAGAACCGUUAGUUUUGCCAGCGACUUUGGCGGCGUCAUUGAGAGUGGACUCGGCUGUUGUGACUGAUCUUAUUCCUGGCGUUCAGUGGAGUUUGUCCAUGGAUCUCAUCCGGUUGAGGCUGGAGCAUCAUCUGCACCACUUUGGAAAAGGUACCCCAAGAAAAAUCCGACCAUUCUUCUUAAGCGACAACCACCCAAAAGAUCAGGAAUACGCACGAGUAAUGCUCGACGAUGUUCACAUCUCUUUCUCACACUGCCACAACCAAAUGACAAAUAUGCUCGGUGUCCUGACCGCUGAGUGCAGCCUUCUCGAGUACCGACACCUCACCAUGAGACCAGUUUUCGAAUCCUGUUCGGCAAAAUGGGAAAUGUUGAUAAAGCACGCAGAGAUACAAAACCAGGGUAUUGACAUUGGUUGUAAUGUCAAUCCCAUUUUCCUCUACGUUGGCCAGGGGGCGCUGCAUACCUUAAACAGCUCUUUACAAGUCUGGAAUCAGCUCGGGAAGAAAGACUCGGAUGCAGUGCUCAUGUCAUAUUAUCUGUUAUGCAAUGAUACACAGGAGUCGAUCAAAUUUGGCCAGGUUGGCACUGAUGAAUGCAUCAGCAUGCAGUGUCGGCAAGCACAGCAGUACAGCUGGAGGUCACAGAAAACUAAACCGGUGAUUCGUCUAUCUCUUGAUGGCCAUGGUUGGCUGUGGAGCGAGCCUAUCAGAAUAGACGAAGUCGGUGUAAAUGUGCGGUGCGUGGAGUGUCGAGGGAAGAGGGCUACGUUGACGAUUAAGGUCACACAGUUGACCAGCACUGUUAAACAGGUGUCGAUCCAAGGCCAGCUACUCAUAUCCAACCGACUCAACCAACACCUGGAGAUCAAGAUCAUAGCCCACACCCCGGAAAACCAUCGCAUGAAUAUCCUAGGUGCACGGCAGACGCUUGCCUCGUAUGUGACAGAGGAUAGCGACAUGAAGGCCGUAAGGGUCAAGGUCAUGGGCUCCAAGACGCCAUGGACGCACGAGAUUCCCGUCGUUGGUGAGAAGAUGAAGGAGAGUCGACUAGUCAAGAUUGCCACAUCAGAUAAAGGGACGGAUCUGUACGCCUGGUGCCAUAUCUUCUGUCAGCAUCUAAUAGGGGACGCCACAAGACUGGUUGUGUUCUCGCCGGUGUACGUGAUGAGAUCUCAUCUGCCGCACCCUGUGAUCGUCAACAUCGCCACACCCGAGACUAAGACAACCACUCAGCUACAAGUGUCAGGCAAGUGUCAAGAGGAACAGUUAACGACGUUACAAGCAGAUGUCAAACAUGACAUCACAUUCCAAAUAAGACCUGAUUCCAGCCCCUCACACCCCCCAGUGUCGCUGUCUUUGAGCCUCCUUGAGCAAGUGAAGAGUGCCACCACUGACAGACCAGAGAUAGAUGCCCUCGCCUACUGCUGGGACAGUGAACCAAACGAAACAUGGUUCGGGUACGAGGAACCAAGCAAAUCUCCAAGAGAGGAUAUGACCUCCGUGACCUCUGACCGUUCCUCCCUUGACCGUGACCUUGAUCAAGCUGACCUUGACCUGCAAGUCAAGUUCCAUCAACAGUGGCCAGGAUGCAAUACAAUCGCUAUGGAGCUCGUGCCAUGGUGCUUGAUUAAGAAUCGCUCGGCGCUUCACCUGAUCAUCCUCGAGGAUGAUGAGAGAGAGUGGGCGCUGAAGAAAGAUAUCACGUGGGCGCCGCCAAAGUUUCUGGGUACCAUCAAAGUCGGCAUCAGCGAUGGUUCCAAGACAUGGUUCUCCAGUCCUAUCAGUUUCUCUGACAAGGAUACGCAAUCAUCACAAUAUCUACCACAUAUAGAGGGCGUUCUCUACAGAGAUGCACACACAUAUGCGACUGUUGUUGUUGAUGGAGAGAGUGAUUGUCACCGGGUGUGUUAUCUUGUCCUGAAGUCGACUGUCCAGGACAGUAUCCAGUGUGUGACCAUCUCUGAGAAGUUCAUGAUGACAAAUCUCACCAAGAUUCCCCUGGAUGUGACGGCCAUUGCGGUCCCCCUGAAUAAGAAGACCCAAAUAUCGAGCAUCGAAACCAAUCCAUUCCUCGUCCAAAAUCACAAAGAAAAGAUCCUGCAGCCUUUGACCUAUUUCUCAAUGGCGCAGAUUGCUGACGACGGUGAAAUGUUGGAAGACAUGGCCAAGUAUAUCCGACUAAAACACACCGAUAACAUCAGUGACCACCAAGUCCUGGAAAGUUUCUCGGACUUCGGAAUCCAUGAAUCUGAUCUACUUUGGAGCACUCCAGUGAGGUUGAAACCAACCGCAUCGGGAGUAAGGCUCACGUUGUCUGUGCCAUUUAUAAAUGCUGAUUGCUACACGACCAAGUCUUAUGUCCUCGUUCUUCAAGAGUGUGACGGUAUUGUCUAUAUGGUGCUGGACACCGAUGAUAGCCCUGCACUGAUGAUCCAUAACUUCACAGACACACCUCUCCACUACGGACAAACUCAAGUCAACCUCUCUAUACGAGGUGUCUCCAUCUUUGAAGAUUCCGAGCCGCUUGAAUCACUGCCACUCCUGCCACCAGGUGGCUCUAUCUACUACACGUUUCCAUGGCAAUCUGAGCAGUAUCCUCAACUGGACAAACCAUCGUACACGCCAAAGCUCCACCUGUCGGGGGUAACCGUCAAUGAUGGUGGAACGGCAGCCUGGAGUGUUGGGAUUGACUUGACCUCGACUCAUGAUAAUAUCAUCAAUGUACCUAACACGUUGGAUGUGAAAGUCCACGUCGAUGAGCAAUGUUUCACCAAGCAUGUGUUCUUGGAGGAAGUCGGCCGCGCUGAAGUCUCUGCCAAGGAAAUAAGGAAUCGCAUCAUUGGACACGAGAUGGUCGUCGUCAUGGAUACCAGCGGUGAGAAAAAAGAACCAAGCGAUGAGACAACACUUGAGAGUGACGUCGAUAAUGUUCUCUUUAAGCCGCUUGCUGAUGGUAUCCCCGGGAUUAACCAAGAUGUCGUCAUAAGUAGUACAACACCUGACCAAAUGGUGGCACACACACCAGUCAAGUUCAAGCACUAUAAACAUUGCCGGGCCAAGUCCGGGAGGUUCGUGGCUCAUGCUCUGUUUAAACAUGUCUGUGUAAUUAUGCUGGAUGACACCGCCACGGACAGGACAUUGGAAGUCCUGCGGGUUGUUUUGGAUAACUUGUUCAUCCUCGGACAACCAGGGGCUGCUUCAGGUGCUAAACCUAGUCCCCAUGAUAUGUCUGUGAUCUGUUGUGUGAGUAGGGCCCAGGUUGACAAUCAGAUGUACCAGAGUAGACUUUACGAUUUUCCGGUCAUUCUCCAGCAACAGGAGGAGCAAAAGGCUGACGAGCUCCAGUUGGACUUCGAGGAAGUUCUCGACUUUUUGGACGAGAUUGAAAAGCGUAGCUUCAUUUGGAUGAAGUUCCAAAUAGAUCACGGUGCCGUUGGACUUGGGUCCCAGAUCGUGACUGCUGAGCUGGCUGUGAAACCUAUCUCACUAUUCAUCGAGGAUAAUUACAUCUACAACAUGCUGAAGCGGAUUGAUGCAUUCAUUCCAACUCGUUUAAGCACAAGGAACUUUGGGAAGGGAAAAAACGUUUUACCGAAGUCAGUUGAGUUUGCGACGCAGUGUUUGUUGCGGCCAAUCAGAUUGGAGCAGCUCCUCAUUCAUCCAAUCAUCAUGUGUUUGAGUGUUCACGCCUCAUUAAAGCUGUUCCUGGCAUCGGAGAACACCCCCCUGAAGUUUGGCAAGUUUGAGAAGCAGGCGCUGUUUACAAGCAGCCAACGUCUGAUUCGAGCGUUGGCAAUGCAUUACGCUUCAGCAGCACUCUUCAGAGCAGGUCUGGUUGUUGGUUCGUUAGAGAUCCUUGGCAACCCUACCGGUCUCGUGCGCAACAUUGGCUCAGGUGUGGCAGAUCUCUUCCGAAUGCCACUAGAGGGCAUCACUAAAGGGCCGGGGUCGUUCCUGAGUGGCAUCACCCAUGGGUUCUCCUCACUGCUCUGGCAUACAUCAACAGGUGCGCUGACGUCUGUCACGAAUUUUGCAUCCAGUGUCUCACGGAAUAUGGAUCGUCUCUCGAUGGAUAAUGACCAUUUCCGACGCCAGGAGGAGACACGCAGACAGCGGCCGGAUAGGCUGGCCACCGGCAUCAAACAGGGCCUGACUGGUUUUGGCAUCAGUCUUUUGGGUGCCGUUGCUGGCCUGGCCGACCAACCUCUUCAAAGCAUCCAGCAGACGUCAAGCCCAGACCGGGCCUCAUCGUCUACCCAGAAGGCAGCAGGCUUCAUCUCGGGUGUCGGGAAGGGCCUGAUCGGUGUCGUGACGAAACCUGUAGGUGGCGCUGCCGAGUUUGUGUCUCAGACGGGCCAGGGUCUCCUGCACGGAGUUGGGAUGGCCAAACUCAGCAAGACCAUUUAUCCUUCCAUUAGUAUGCCCACUGAUACAGCAGUCAAUUCUACGGUCAAAUUCUUAUGGAAAAUUCUUCAAAACAUUCCCAGCACAGACAUCUUGUGUAUAUUGGAAGCAACAACAAUGUCGAGUGUCGGUCCUGUGUCCGAGGUCUACCUGGUCCUCACCCCAGAAACGGUCUUCAUGGUCAACGUUGCUGAAGACAUGGCAAUCCAAGCAUUUGCAGUUCCUGAAAUGGAGUGUAGGCGGCGCUCCUCGGCACCAGAUACGCUGCUGGUGCAUCUGUUGAACAAGAAGGACGACCAGCAAACUGAGAAAAAUGAGAGUGCCAAAGAAAGAGUUGCGGAGUUCAUCAGCGGUGAGGCGGAUUCCGACACUCAGGUUAGUGACAUCCUGUCAGAUUCAUCGACAGACAUGAUGCAUUUAUCUGUAGCGAGGCACGAGUUCCGAACGGAUCCUAACGUCUUGGAGAUCUUCCUUGCACAUCUUCACCUGACCAAGAGACAGCUACAGUUGAAGGGAUUCCCGCUGUGACACUCAAUCUGUUCACGCCCAUAUAAGGAAUUGAAGUGACGAGAAUGGACUAUUUGAGAGACUUCAGUCAAUGCAAUGGGUUUAUUGAGCCCUUGAAAUGAAGUCAUGUGGCAUUUUCUAGUCAGCUGUUCCAUUAUUUUAGUGCAAUAUGGUGUAUCUUUGAUAGUUUAUCAUGUUUGUGAAACCUUUGAUGAUAGAAAUAAAAGUAGCUGCUAUUCCUAAACCACACUCAGUUGAUCUUAGUGCACCAAGCUUAAUCAAGCAGCAUCGAUUUUCAUAUGAAUCCAGGUUCAUCUCCCCUUAUGCUUGGUGCACCAAAGGGAUGUAUGGGGUGAUAAAUUGCCCAUAAAAGACUGUUAUUUUUGCUAUGUGGGAGAUUUAGUACAAGACUUUCAGGUUUCACUUCUACAAAGCUUUUGAGAGAAUGUAAUAUAUGAUUAGUGAUGUGGAGAGUCUGUAUUUAUGAUGUGAUCAAGAUGAAUGUGAAAAGAUAUCAGCACCGGCAAAUGUGUGGCACAUGGAUCCCAUGUUGUGUGGCUGCACAGCAGACAUUUGGCACAUGGAUCCCAUGUUGUAUGGCUGCACAACAGACAUUUGGCUCAUGGAUAUGUUGUAUGGCUGCACAACAGACAUUUGGCACAUGGAUCCCAUGUUGUAUGGCUGCACAACAGACAUUUGGCACAUGGAUCCCAUGUUGUAUGGCUGCACAACAGACAUUUGGCACAUGGAUCCCAUGUUGUAUGGCGCAUGGAUCCCAUGUUAUAUGGCUGCACAACAGACAUUUGAUAAAUCCACUGUUUACAAAUAUCGUCAAAAUGAAUUCACUCCCAGGCAUUUGUCUGUGUGACAUGUUUAUUUUUGUUGUACAACUGCUUGUGAGGUGCCUGGAUGACUUUCUGAAGUGAAAUUUCGUAAAUAAAAUAGGU